Messenger RNA from Angiostrongylus costaricensis, 840 nucleotides. The record is from the annotation of a GenBank genome assembly. Lineage: Eukaryota; Metazoa; Nematoda; Chromadorea; Rhabditida; Metastrongylidae.
AUGGCCUUUCAGUUCCAACUAAUGCACGGGCCAUAUGUGGUACUUUCUCCGAUUGCCAAGUCCCACCCUUUCGAAGAGCGUCGAGUUCAUGUUGGUUCUGAUGAUGAUCCACUAAAAAUCGGUAGAGCAGUUGCCAGGCUAAAGGCUGCAAAGGACAAUGCAAUUUUUGAUUGCAAGGUGGGCGUUGGCUUUAUCAUUCUUGAGAAGGUACUUUCACGAAAUCAUGCCGUGUUAUCAUAUCGAAAUGGUGGUUUCUUUCUUCGCGAUACGAAGAGCAGUAAUGGCACCUUUGUGAACAAUGAAAGGCUAGCCGUCACCGGUGAAGAAUCGGAAGCACGGCAGAUUUUCACUGGUGACAUUGUUCAGUUCGGAGUUGAAAUCGUGGAGAACUCGAAUAAAGUAUAUUUUCAUUUGAGUUUUUUACCAACCUGUGAAUCCUCCCUACUGAACAAUCAACAGUUGUUCCAAAUUCAGCAGUAUCUAUCUGAAGCCCUGUACAGAGAAGGAGCGUGCCAGCAGAAGUUGGAAUCCUUAGAAAAAUUGUUGGAGGCCACUGAGCACGCGUCCGAGGCAGCAUGGAAAGCCCUCGUUAAUGAAGAUAGACUGUUAUCUAGAAUCAUUUGUCGUUUUAAUAGAAUCGAGACACUCGAGGCUCAGCUGGCGACCUUUUCGAAGAAUGCAACACCAGAUAAGCUCAAGGAACGAAUCCGUGCUUUGAUCGACGAUAAUGCAAAGUUUGAGCUUACAUCUAAGGAGCAUCUUAGGUUUGUGCGUUGUGAUGUUUUAGUCCAUAUGAUAUGUUUCCUAUUCAAUUCUUUGUCGGGAUUUGUUGCAAUUUGA